GGAUCGGCCUGGCUUCCUGUAUCAUCGUGUUCCUCCUCGACUGCUACUACAACAUCAUCCUGUGCUGGGCGUUCUACUACUUCUUCGCAUCGUUGACAACUGAGUUGCCAUGGCAGCACUGUGGGCAUGAUUGGAACACGGAGAAUUGUUCGGAAGAUUUCACGAAAACCCUCAACGGGACCAGCAAAUCCUCCGGCACCCUUAUGGAUCCCGUCACGGAGUACUGGGAAAACAAGGUUCUGGACAUCUCUGACGGCCUCCACCACAUCGGCAAGCUGAAGCUGGACCUGGCACUGUGCCUGCUGUUGGCUUGGGUUCUCGUCUUCUGUUGUAUCUGUGGGGGCAUCAAGUCCACCGGACAGGUGGUCUAUGUGACAGCGACGUCCCCUUACAUCUUCAUGGUCAUCCUGCUGGUGAGAAACUCCAUGUUGGAUGGCGCCAUGGAGGGAGUCAAGUACUACCUGACCCCAGACAUCAGCAAACUUACGGAGAUCACGGUUUGGGUGGACGCAGGCACUCAGAUUUUGUUCUCAUGCUCCAUCGGCCUGGGCACGUUGACGGCGCUAGGUAGCUACAACAAGUUCACACAUAACUCCUACAGGGACUCUGUGAUCUUCUCCGCUGUGAACUCAGGCACAUCCUUGCUGGCAGGCCUGAUUGUGUUCACGUGCCUGGGGUUCAUGGCCAAGCAACAGCGACGAUCUAUUGCUGAAGUGGCUGAAUCUGGUCCAGGACUAGCAUUCAUUGCCUACCCGAAAGCUGUGGCCCAAAUGCCGGUUGCCUCGGUAUGGUCCCUGUUUUUCUUCUUAAUGAUCAUCCUCAUUGGACUUGACAGUCAGUUUGUGGGCGUGGAAGGUGUCAUCGCCACAGUCGUUGACCAGUAUCCCCUCAUCCUAAGAAAAAGGUACAGAAAAUUGGGAUUUACAGUCGUCUGCUGCAUCGUCAUGUUUCUGAUCGGCCUUUUGAUGGUCUGCCAGGGAGGCAUGUAUGUGUUUCAACUGUUUGACUACUACUCCGGGAGCCGAAUCAUACUUCUGGUGGCAUUGUGUGAACUGGUGGCCAUUGCCCAUGUCUACGGUAUUCAUCGCUUCUCCGAUAACGUCAGGAUGAUGAUCGGCGAGUCGUGGUUGAGUCACACCAUCCCAUACCUGCAAGUCUGUUGGGCCGUGAUUUCUCCAUUUUUCUGUGUUGUAGUGUUUGCAAUGAGUAUCAUCAACUACUCAGAUCUGUCCUAUCGAAGGGCCAAUGGUCGGGUCUAUAACUACCCGGUCUGGGGCAUAACCAUUGGCUGGUUGCUGGCGGGAACCUCCGUCGUCUGCAUUCCACUGGUAGCCGCUUUCAAGUUUGUCAAGUACGGUACUUCUUAUGAGAUCUUGAAGCUUCUGAUGGUGCCAUAUCACCUCCACAAGCAUCAGAAGAGACCUCAAGACUACGGUGAGAGGUCACUGUGGGAAUACGAGACGGAACGGGGGCACUACAAAAUGUCUGCUCAAAUGCCUGAAAAUGCCACGAAUAACAGUGGCGGUUAUGUUUCAGAACACUGCGAAAUGUUCGUUAAAGUAUGA
Molecule: messenger RNA, 1565 nt
Organism: Candidula unifasciata
Lineage: Eukaryota; Metazoa; Mollusca; Gastropoda; Stylommatophora; Geomitridae
Source: the annotation of a GenBank genome assembly